AUGGAGUACUGCUGCCCUCUAGUGGCCGUGUGUAAUUACCAUUUCAGCAACCAGAGGGUUGUUGUGGAGGACAGACCUGCACAGGCCUUAAAGGAGCCCUCCUGCCAAUUUCAACGGUCUUCGCCGUAUGCCGAUUUACUGGAGGGAACUGUGGUACGCAGCUUUCAGGACAAAGGUACCGCUGGGGGAGCCAAUGGGGCGUUCCACUUCUUCUCUGUGACAUCACUGGGGCGGGACGAGAGAGUUUUACGAGCGGAACUCCGCUGGUAUCGCAGGAGGCAACCACACACACACCACUUCUACAAGGUGGACCUGUAUGAGGUGUUGAAUAGUGGAGUUCAGCCCUGGAGAGGAAACCUCAUCUCGUCUCGCCUGCUGCCCACACACACACAGGGCUGGGAGAUAUUCAACAUCACACACACGGUGUCCCGGUGGGUGAGUGACUCCAGUAGUAACAACGGGCUUCUUCUGGUGAGCAGCUUGUCUCCAUGGCGAUGGAUGGAGGCCACACCCCCCAACACAGAUGGCCCCGCCCCUUACCUAGUGGUGUUCUCAGCUGAUGAGGACUCUACUGCCCCCAGUGCCCCGCCUCCUCCGGGGAUGAUGACAUCACCUGGAGACAAGAAGAGAGAGCGUCGGAGUGCCUCGGCUCGUCGACAGCAGGAAGGGGCGGGGCCAGCGGAACCCUGCCACAGGAAGUCUCUCUACGUGGACUUCCGCCUGAUUGGUUGGUCGUCGUGGAUCAUCGCUCCGCCCGGCUACGAGGCGUUCCAGUGUUCCGGAACGUGUGUGUUUCCGCUCGGGGAAGGAACGCGGGCCUCCAACCACGCCACCGUGCAGGCGCUCACACACACACUCUCACCUGGACGCACACACACGCGCACACACACCCCUUGCUGCGUCCCUGAUGCCCUCGCUCCUGUUAGCUUGCUGUACUUUGAUGAGCACGAUACCGUGGUGUUGAGGCAAUACAGAGACAUGGUAGCGGAGAGCUGUGGCUGCCAUUAG
This is a messenger RNA of Engraulis encrasicolus (European anchovy), 1008 nucleotides long. RefSeq names its product bone morphogenetic protein 2-like. Gene Ontology annotation, molecular function: growth factor activity; cytokine activity. The coding region runs from base 1 to 1008 and encodes 335 amino acids. The record is from RefSeq and is a predicted model, not a curated record. Gene Ontology annotation, cellular component: extracellular region. NCBI's taxonomy places the organism in Eukaryota, Metazoa, Chordata, Actinopteri, Clupeiformes, Engraulidae. The transcript has 6 exons.